Messenger RNA from Acanthochromis polyacanthus (spiny chromis), 1309 nucleotides. RefSeq names its product receptor-interacting serine-threonine kinase 3 (gene ripk3). Lineage: Eukaryota; Metazoa; Chordata; Actinopteri; Pomacentridae. Gene Ontology annotation, molecular function: ATP binding; JUN kinase kinase kinase activity. The record is from RefSeq and is a predicted model, not a curated record. Gene Ontology annotation, biological process: protein phosphorylation.
AUGGCCAAGAGUAACAGUCCUGCUCCAGUGGUGAUUGAAGAAUCCUCCCUGAAGGGCUGGGAAGAGAUAGGUGAGGGUGGUUUUGGAAAAAUCUACAAGGCCAGGCACCAUCGGUGGUGCUGCGAUGUGGCCAUUAAGCUGCUUCGCUGCGAUGACGGAACCAACGCUCACAGGAACAGCUCGUCUUUGCUGCGUGAGGUCGAGAUGAUGUGUCUGGGAAAAAACCCCUUCGUUAUCCAGGUCCUCGGCAUCUUUGAAGGCCGACCACCCUUCACUGGAUCUAAGACCCAGCUGGGGCUGGUCAUGGAGUUCAUGGACAGUGGAUCUCUAGCCUCCCUGCAGAAAACCUUGAACACACCCCCUCCCUGGCCGCUGGCCUUCAGACUGAUCCACCAGGUGGCUCUGGGCAUCAACUUCCUACACAGCCUCACUCCUGCUCUGCUUCACCUGGACCUGAAGCCCAGCAACGUGCUGCUGGACUCCUCUCUGAACGCCAAGCUCACCGACUUCGGCCUGGCCAGGAUUUCCCACAGCACCUCACGGACCUCUAAGAAGGGCAGUGAAGAGGAAGGAGGAACUCUCGACUACAUGCCACCGGAGGCUUUUAGCACCUUGUACUAUCCGACACGGGCCUCUGAUAUCUACAGCUAUGGCAUCCUCCUGUGGUCCAUUGUCACUGGGAAACAACCAUAUCCAUAUGCUUUCUCCAGCCUCGUGAAGUUUCGUAUCCCUCAGGGUGACCGGCCGGCGCUGGAUGAAAUCAGGCGUCAGGCUGCAGGAUGUGCAGGUCUGUCGGUGCUGGUGGAGCUCAUGACGAAAUGCUUCGGGAAACCCUCCGAAAGACCAUCCAGCUUUGAGUGCGCAACCAUGACGGAGGAGCUGUUUAAGAUGCACAAACAUGCGCUUUUAGAGGCCGUCCAUCAAGUGCAGGGUCAGCUGAAGAGAAAAGAAGAAGAAGAUUUAGAACGUCGGAUGCAGAGAUUUGGAGUUACUGAACCUUCAGCGAGAUUCAGUGGUCCGACUGGGAAUGAAUACGUGCCGACGGGACCGGCGCCGGUUCAGGAAAUGGCUGACGGUUUCACAAACCACCCAGAGAAGACAAAACUCAGAGCUUCACCUCCUCCUGCUGCUCCGUUUCCCAGCCGGGUUAGUCCAGCAGACAGCAGACUGAAGAAGUCCUCUGUUCAUCCCAUUCACUCUUCUCCAUCGUCGCCUUCCACCAGCCGCUCGGGUAAAGGAAGAGCAGCGAAAAACUUACUGAAGGAAAACCAGAACUAUCAGGUGGGUUUAUGAGCUCUGCAGGAGGUAA